Messenger RNA from Apis dorsata (giant honeybee), 520 nucleotides. RefSeq names its product secapin-like. The record is from RefSeq and is a predicted model, not a curated record. The coding region runs from base 54 to 281 and encodes 75 amino acids. The transcript has a single exon. NCBI's taxonomy places the organism in Eukaryota, Metazoa, Arthropoda, Insecta, Hymenoptera, Apidae.
GAAUCACGGGAAAUUGAAAUAUUAAAGAGUUAAAUCAACAUUAAAGAAGAAUUAUGAAGAACUAUUCAAGAAAUUUAAUUACUUCUGUUCUUCUAUUCAGCUUUGUUGUUAUGCUUUUAAUUAUUCCAUCAAAAUGUGAAGCCAUUAGCAAUGAUAUGCAACCAUUGGAAGCACGAGCUGCUGAUUUAGUCCAGCAACCCAGAAACAUUAUUGAUGUUCCUCCUAGAUGUCCUCCAGGUUCUAAAUUGAUUAAGAACAGAUGUAGAGUCAUAGUGCCUUAAACUUGCAUGAACUUGGAAGAAGUAUAUUCAAAAAAUAAAAUAUUUUAAAUUGAUAUUUUAAAUUGAAGAGUUGCAUGAAUUAAAAAUAAUUAUUAUUAAAUAAAUAUAUAUAUAUACAUAUAAAUAUGGGAUUCAGAUUCUUAUAAAUAGAAUUUCUUAUUAAAUACAAAGAAAUUUAUAAUAAUUGUAAAAAAUGUGUGUAAAAAAUAUGAUGAUAAAUAAAUAAAAAAAAAUUUAAA